Paramecium sonneborni is the source of this 2035-nucleotide messenger RNA. NCBI's taxonomy places the organism in Eukaryota, Ciliophora, Oligohymenophorea, Peniculida, Parameciidae. The record is from the annotation of a GenBank genome assembly.
AAAAUUGAUAAAAAAAUGACAAGAGCAAUUAAUCUAAAAUUAUAAGAUAAGUUAAUACUAAUAGAGAUGCCAAAUGAAGCUACUUUAAAUGAUCUAUACAAGCGAGUAAUAAUGAAUUAGAGCAAUAGAUAAAAGAACAUCCUUUGACUCCGAAUCCAACUUAACUGAUUGGACUAAAAACAGUAUAAGGAGCUUUGACAUUAGAUUAUAUUCUAUCAAGACCAGAAGAUAGAAGUAUAAAUUAAUAAUGAGUAGGUUUAUUUCAAUUAAAUAAAUUGAAAUAGAAUGAGUGGCUUAUUGGAAUUUAUAAAUAGUAAACAGGAUAGUUGAGUUUGAAAGAUUUUGUAUUUGAAAAAUGUAUAGGCAAAGGUGGAACAUCAGAAGUAUAUUUGAUAAGACAUAAAGGGAAUGCAAGACUUUAUGCAUUAAAAAUGAUAAAAAAACAUUAUAUUACGGAUUGCAGACGCUUAGAAUAAGUAUUAAGAGAAAAAAAAAUAUUAUCAAAUGUACUAAAUUAGAGUCCAUUUAUUAUACCAUUAUACGCAACUUUUGCAACAAAAGAACAUUUGUGUUUCUUAAUGGAAUACAGUCCAGGAGGAGAAAUGUUCUUUCAUCUUUAAAAUUAUAGAUUUACUGAAGAUGAAGCAAAAAAAUAUUUUUGUGAAGUAAUUUGUACAUUAGAAGAGUUGCAUAAACAUAAAGUACUUUAUAGAGAUUUAAAGGUAUGUAAUAUUUAAUAUUAAAAUAUAACAGCCAGAAAAUAUUUUGAUAGAUAUUCGAGGUCAUAUAUAAUUAACAGAUUUUGGACUAUCUAAGUUAGAUUUAAUGAAUGAAGAUGUAACUCAUAGUUUUUGUGGUUCACCUGAAUAUAUGCCACCAGAAAUUGUUAGGUAACAUUAUUAACUAGUUUAGUCGUUAAGGAUAUUCAUAUCCAGCAGACUUUUACACUUUAGGUUGUUUAUUACAUGAAUUAUUGUUGGGAUUACCUCCACAUUAUUCUUAAAAUACUGAUGAAAUCUUUUAAAAAAUUAUCAAUGAAGAAUUAGAAUUACCUGAUGAUCUUACUAUAGAAGUUACUCAAUUGUUAAUCGAUUUAUUAUAAAAAGAUGUCAAUUAAAGAAUUAAAGAUUUCAAAGUCUUGAAAAAGUAUCAAUGGUUAAAUGAUGUCAAUUGGGAAACUAUUAAAAAUAAACAAUUAGAAAUGCCUAUUGAAAUAGAUAUUUAUGAAACACAUAUUCACGGAGAAUUUUUAAAUGUAGAUGUAACAGAAUUUAAUUAAAAAAAUGAAUCAGGCGAUUUAAAACCUUAAGAUGAUUUAUUUGAAUUCUUCCAUUAUAUUAAUCCUAUCUAUUAAGAUUAAUUUUUAAUAGAAUCGAAAUAAUAGAAUGUAAAAAAUAGGGCUUCAAGUGAUAUGGUAAUAGAGAAGAAAUAAAAGUUAGUUUUAAAUGACAAAUAAUCAAAUAUGAACCUUAGUUAAUUAAAAAAAUGUAAUUCAGUGAAAUAAUGUUUGAAGUCUGCUAGUUCUCCAAGAAUAAGUAAUCAAUUAUUCAAUACUGGACAUCAUAGUACUUAAAAUUCACCAAAGAAAUAAUUACAAUUGAAUUUAUAAGACAUUGAUAAUUAAUUAGCUAUGAAGACACCAAAAUAGCCAAAAUCUUUAGCUGGAACAACUCCAACAGCUGCUACUUUGGCUCUGUUGAGAAAAAGUUUUUAGACUUUGCUUAAAAAAGCUCCAUCUUUAAGAAAUUAGGAUAAUAAUCCAACUUUGAGAACUUUAUUGUCAGAAAGAUCUUUAAUGGAUAGGAACUAUGUUAAUCAUAUUAAUUAUAAUUAGAUUUAAAAAAUAUUACAAUUAUAACAUAGUAGUCCUACUAAUAGAGAAUUAUCAUAAAGACCACCUCAACAAUAACAGAAAAGAAUUUCAAGCACUUCCACACAUCUAAAAUCAUAGUUAUCAUAAUUAUCACUUUUUACUUUAUCUUCAUAAAUUACUUAAAGAGGUAGUACCUCGCAUAGACCAAAACUAAAAUAAUGA